UUCAAGCAGAAUCAAACAAAUUUGGAACCAACCUCUCUUUUGAAACUGGAAAUUCUUCACGCAAUGAAAGCAAGAGGACCGCCAUUGAUGAUGGGUUGUGAAUAAUAAUGGCAAUUGGUAGGUAUUGAGAUGAGCUUUCCAAUUCAUUGGAUGCUUCCCGUUUCUUGGUUUUCGAGCUCACGCAUUCUCUCUCUUCCGCCUCCCUCUUCAAGCUCUUAUUCUGCGGAAAGGACGAACGGAUAAGGGGGACACUCUUCUUGGGGUACUCCCAAGCUUCUUUUUCAAAUUUAAGGAAAAUUUCCUUUUCUGUUUGACGAUUUCUCAGAAAAACCAACUAUGGUUGUCGCAUUGUCCCUCGGCUAUGGCUGUAGUUCUUCGGGGUGGGACGGGGGCAGUGGAUUCUGCCGCUGACAGCUUCUACAUGUCAGAGCGAACUGUUCUAAUCUUCUUUUUCCAUCAUUUCAUCAAUUAAAAAUUCCCACAGAGAGAAAUUUUUCUGCGGGACUGUUCUGAGCCGAGUCCGAGGCAACUUCUAUUACUUUUCCAGUUUAUACAUGCAUUUUUAACUAGAUCUUAAUGAUAUUUUGAAGCUGUGUAGUUCUGGUUAGUUUUCUUCUUCUGUCUUCUGUUAAUCCUUGGGCCAUUCAAACGCUGUAAAUCGCAAUGCACGGGUUUGAGCCUAGAAGAUUCAAGGGAACUCAGCUAACAACAGAAUUCUGCGGCUACAGUGGUAUUUUUUCUUUUUUCAUGGAUCCUGUAAAUCUGGCACCUGGGGUAUCGCAGGUUAUGAAAUUUUUGUAACGAGCUUUGGAUUUUAAGCGGUUUGUUUGAGAUUUUGAAUCACCUAAACUUGGGUGAUCGUGAAGGAGGGAGAAAAGCUUGUUUAAAGGGUUUCCGAGACCAAAUUGUUUGUGUUGAUUUGGAGAUUCUGUGGAAAAGUUGAGCUGUUCAUACAUUGUCGAGGGCACAUGACUAAUACGAAUUUAUGUUAGGGAGCUUCUGUUUUUUUUUUUUUUUUUGAAAAACUCUCCUCAAUGGGGUUCCUCCCAAAUGAUUUUGUUGCUUGAGCUUCCAAUUGGAUCUACCAUUUCUGCUGUGUUUCUGAUUCAAAUUAUAUAGGAAACAUCUCUUGUUUAGUAACUAUUUAGUGAAAUGGGUUGUGCUGCCUCAAGUAUUGAUGAGGAGGAGAGGGUGCAGGCUUGUAAGGAGAGGAAGAAGCUAAUGAAACAGUUGGUAGGGUUUAGAAAAGAAUUUGCAGAUUCCCUGCUAGCUUACUUGAGGGCAUUGAAAAAUACCGGUGCAACCCUGAGACAAUUUACUGAGUCUGAAACAUUAGAGCUUGAAGGUACUAUUUAUGGCUUGGCGUCACCUCCAUCACCACCUCCCCCCUUGCCUCCCUCUCCACCACCACCUCCGCCAUUUAGCCCUGAUUUGAGGAAGUAUGGAGCUGAAGAUACUCAAAAGGAUGAAUUUGCCCAAGAAGAAAGCAUUGUCAUUGACGAGGAUGAGGAUGAUCACACGCCUUCAGCUCAUCCAAUUUUAAGCUCAUCUUGGGAGUAUUGGGACCCUUUUGAGCUUUCUACUGUGCAUCAACAAAAAAAGAGUGAAACUGUGGGAGUUGAAGAGGAAAAUUGGGCAGAGACUAGGAGUGAAUUUGAGGAAGAAGAUAAGGAGGAAGAAGCUGUAGAAGACGUUGUGAAUCCAGUACCUAAGAGUCCAGAUCAAAUGGAAUUAGUUAGUUGUGAUUCGGCAACAACUAGCUUGCAUAUUAAGGACGCUACAGACAUGGGCAUGAUAUCCUGGAAAAGCAAGAAAUCCUUGGGAGCCACAGUCAAGGAACUUGAUGAGUAUUUUCUUAAAGCAUCAGCUGGUAUAAAGGAAAUAGCUGUUCUCAUUGAUAUCAGCGUAGGAAAUGAUUUUCCGCCACAUAAUUUCAGGGAAAACAAGAGGAAGAGAAGCAAUUCUGCUAAGGUCUUCAAUGCAUUAUCACGGAGGUGGUCGUCUAAUUCAAUUCAGUUUACAACAGAUACAGCUGAAUUUUGUGGUCCCAAUGAGCCAUGCCGGCCUGGAGCUCAUUGCAUCACCCUCAAAAAACUUUAUGCAGCAGAGCAAAGACUUCAGAAAGACGUUAAGGAAGAAGAAGGUACCAAACUAGAGCAUGAGAAGAAAGCCUUACUACUGCAAAAGCAAGAGGAUGAACACUAUGAUUGGACCAAGACUGAGAAAACUCGCCAGAAUGUUGAGAGUUUGGAGUCUGACAUAAUACGUUUACAGCAAGCUAUAGGUGGACAUUGUGCUUCUAUAUUGGCACUAAUGGAUGAGGAACUGUAUCCACAACUGGUUGCUUUAACUUCGGGGUUAUUGCACAUGUGGAAGAUAAUGUCUGAAUGCCAUCAAGUUCAGAACCAGAUAUCCCGGCAGUUGAACCAUCAGAUUAACAAGCACGAUGUGGAUCUAAGUACAGAAUAUCAUCGCCAUGCCACAGCUCAGCUUGCAGCUGAGAUAACUGUCUGGUACAACAGCUUCUGCAAUCUCGUGAAAUAUCAGAGAGAGUACGUAAAAACCCUCUGUAGAUGGACUCAACUUACUGACUUCCUUGUCGAUCAUGAUAGACGGAGUGUUUGUGCACCUGUGGUUCUUAACCUCUGCGAAAAAUGGCAGGAUGCCCUUGAAAGAUUACCUGACAAGGCAGCUUCAGAGGCAAUCAAUAAUCUCUUGUCAGCCAUAAACUCCAUACUUCACCAGCAAGUGGAGGAACAAAACCUCCAAAGGAAAUAUGAAAAGCUGGACAAAAGACUCCGAAAAGAGAUGCAUUCGCUGGCAGAGAUGGAAAAAAAGCUCGGGGGAAGCUCUCUGUCAGAAGAUGGAAAUGGCAAUUUGAGCCCCAAGAACCCUUUGUUGCUAAAGCGUGCAAAAACUGACGCCUUGAAGAAGCUUGUCGACACCGAGAAGGCCAAAUAUCUGAACUCUGUUCAGGUUAGCCGAGCCAUGACUUUAAACCAUCUGAAAACAGGCCUCCCCAAUGUUUUUCAGGCGCUCAUGGGAUUUGCUAGUUUCUCUGUACAUGCUAUGGAGUCUGUUUGUAGUAAUGUUACACCACAGGAGUGUUGUGAUGAUGCAACAGUGAGCUCUACAAACUGAGUUUUUUAGCAUUUUGAGAAUGAGAACAUGUUUUUACUACCAGAAAUCACCUGCUCUUCAAGUUCUUAUUUUUA
Messenger RNA from Momordica charantia (bitter melon), 3215 nucleotides. Its product is annotated as benzoyl-CoA reductase subunit C, putative (DUF630 and DUF632). Lineage: Eukaryota; Viridiplantae; Streptophyta; Magnoliopsida; Cucurbitales; Cucurbitaceae. The record is from RefSeq and is a predicted model, not a curated record.